This is a messenger RNA of Salmo salar (Atlantic salmon), 3629 nucleotides long. Its product is annotated as pentraxin-related protein PTX3. Gene Ontology annotation, molecular function: complement component C1q complex binding. Lineage: Eukaryota; Metazoa; Chordata; Actinopteri; Salmoniformes; Salmonidae. Gene Ontology annotation, biological process: innate immune response. The record is from RefSeq and is a predicted model, not a curated record.
GUGACAUUGAGACUCGGGAUGGGGCAUGGUCUAGGCUGGGCUAAGGCUGGGACAGAGCUAGGAUAGGAUGGGCUGGGGGCUGGUGCCGGGCUUGGCUGUGUACUGGGCUGUGCAGAACUAGGGGUAGGAUCUGAGUGUGUUUAUAUAGCCCAGGCAAACCCGCUCUCUGGCCCAUUCCCUCUAAGCCAGAGAAUACAACCCUACCAGGACCGCUGGCAAGGGAUUGUUUAGCAUUUAACGAGAGAGAGAGAGAAAGAGAGAGCGAGAGACAGAGAGAGAAAGAGAGAAAACAGAGAGAUAGAGAGAGAGAGUGAUAGAGUCAGAAAAGGAACAUACACAUAUAGAGGAAGCCAGAGAGAUAGAGUGGUCAACAGAGACACAUAGGAGGAAAGAUAGAGAGUGAAAGAAAGAGAAAGAGGUAGAGAGAGACAGAGAGAGAAAGAAAGAGGAGAGGAGGGGAAAUAGCUCUGAGAUAUUUAACACACACUCCCACAUUUACCUCUCUCUCAACAUACUCACAUUUACCUCUCUCUCAACAUACUCACACACAUUGCGAGACAGAGAGAAAGCAGACAAAACUCACCACACAAAGUCUCUGACAGGUAGAUAGACCUCAACACAGACAGACAGACUCUCUGAGACAGACGGACGGCAGGCAGCAUGUUUCUGCGGUGGCUCCCCCAGGCAGUGUGUCUGGUGUCCGUGUGUGUGUCGCUGACUCUUGGGUACGAAGACGAUAUCGAGGUGAACUAUGGAGACAGCUACUACAACGAGAUCACAGAGGGAGAGCCACUGGAGCCCACAGCUACCCCAGCCCCAGGACCCUGUAAGGCUACAGACAUGACUAAAUGGGACAAGCUCUUCUCCAUGCUGGAGAACUCUCAGAUGAGGGAGAACAUGCUUCUGCAGUACUCCGAUGACAUCAUCAAGGUGGAGUUGGGGUCGCUGCGUGGAGAGAUGCUAAGGUUCGUGGCUCAGUACGGAGGGGCCUGUGGCGUUGCGGUGGAGACCGCUGGGCGGAGGAUGUCCAUGCAGAUGGAGGCUCGCCUCAGGGAGAGCAUGGAGCAUCUCAGACAGGAUCGAAGCACUGCUGCUGACAAUUCAGCUGGGAAUAGCCAUCAGGAAAAGCUGUUACAGCAGCUUCUAACUGCUGCGAGGACACAGGCUGUCCGACUUAUCAAGCUGGAAAACAGCUGCCUGAGUAAUCUAGAGGCUACGGGGGAAAACUUGCAGCAGGAAGUGGCAUCAGCAGAGAUGCUGGUUGCCGUGGUGACAGAGCUGGCGAAGACGAGGGCAGUGCUAGAGCUCGCGCUCAAGUCGGCACAGCAACGACACCUGCCUGCAGGCUGUGAGACCGCUCUUCUCUUCCCUAUGCGUUCCCGUCGCAUCUUCUCAUCAGUGACACCAGACCUCCCUCUCUCCCUCUCUUCCUUCACCGUGUGCCUGUGGGCCAAGCCCGUCUCCGUCUCCAACAGAACCGUGCUGUUUUCCUACGGAACCAAACGGAACCCCUAUGAGAUACAGCUCCUUCUUAGCGGAACAAGGGCUCUCUUCACAGUGGGAGGAGAGGCUCACCUGGUGGAGGCACGGGGCGUGGUGAAAGGAGGAGGAGUUUGGACCCACCUAUGUGGGGCUUGGAGCUCUGAGCAGGGCAUAGCGUCACUAUGGGCCGAUGGACACAGAGUGGCAUUCACACCCGGGGUGGCCGAGGGCCACAUGUUACCCGAUGGAGGCUCACUCCAGCUUGGGCAGGAGAAGAAUGGCCUUGGGCAGGAGAAGAACGGUGGUGUGGUCUCUGGAGGGUCAGGUGGCAGUGAGAGUCAGAUGCCUGGGUUUGAGGGAGGCUUCGAUGCCAAGUUGGCAUUCGCUGGGAAGAUGACGGGGGUGAACAUGUGGGACCGUGUGCUGACAGAGGAGGAGAUAUCCCAGCUGGCUUUGCAGGACGGUGAGGGGUGUGAGCAGAGGGGGAAUGUAGUUGGGUGGGGCUUGACGGAGAUCGUGCCUCACGGGGGUGCUCAGUUCAUCAACUAACUCUGAUGACGUUUUCAUCAUCAUCAUCAUCGUUUAAAUCAACUCUACAUCUUCAUCAUCAUAAUCCUCAUCAUUUAAAUGAACUAUCAUCAUCUUCAUCAUCAUCAUAAUCAUCAUCAUUUAAAUGAACUAUCGUUUUCAUCAUUUAAAUGAACUAUCAUCAUCUUCAUCGUCACCAUUAUAAACUAACUCUGCUGCCCUAAGACCUGCAGUGCAGAACAGCCUGACCAGCUGAGACUGCAACAACAAUGUGAACAUGAACAACAACAACAGCUCUCUUUAAUGGCUUAAGAGACUGGAGAAGAAUGUGUCCUGUUAGAGGAGUGUUACCCAUUUAGAGAAGCAGUGGUAACACACACACACACACACACACACACACACACACACACACACACACACACACACACACACACACACACACACACACACACACACACACACACACACACACACACACACACUUGGUGAGAAGCAUUAGUGUACAUAGUCUAAGGAGGAGAAGUGGAACAAACAUCAUUUACCACAGAUUUAAAGAGAAAAAAGUAAAGGAAAGAACAUAGGCGAGAGAGACAAAGAGCUCAUUGUGUGGAAGGAGAGAUGCAUUGGGUCAACUGUCACAAAACCAGUCUGAAAGUGUCAUCACUCGAUGGCCAUGUUAGAGAGGACAAAAUUUGCUAUAUCAUCAGCAGUAUUUUGCAAGUAUGUUAGCUGUUUGUUAUUAAUGAAGUGUUAGGGUUUCGGGGUAAGGUAAAUUCAAAAGGGUUGAGGUUUGGGUUAGUUGUUAAAGUGGAAUUUUUGGCUAAAAAAACACUUUACCUUUUGUCCUCUCUAGCAUGGCUACGUAGUGACAACUAUCUGCAAGCUGCCAUAGGAGGUUUUAAUCAUUCUAUUACCUUAUAGUCUUAUGUUUCCGGCAAAAAUUAAUAUUUUUUUCAAUCAUUGUUUCCAACUUUGUAUUUAUCAAAGUGUUUACAUUCAGAUGUGACAAACAUAAUAUUUUUGUUGUUUUGUGUUUUGCUUAGUUUUCCAUACACCCAGAGGAGUUUCCAUUCAUCCAGAGGGAUUUCCAUACAUCCAUAGGGGUUUCCAUACAUCCAUAGGGGUUUCCAUACAUCCAUAGGGGUUUCCAUACAUCCAGAGGGGUUUCCAUACAUCCAGAGGGUUUCCAUACAUCCAGAGGGUUUCCAUACAUCCAGAGGGGUUUCCAUACAUCCAUAGGGGUUUCCAUACAUCCAGAGGGUUUCCAUACAUCCAGAGGGUUUCCAUACAUCCAUAGGGGUUUCUAUACAUCCAGAGGGGUUUCUUCUCCUUGAAAUGGGUGCCAAUGGAUGAUGCAAUAAGAUUACUUAGUACCUGUUUGUUUCGCAUCUCUUUUGAGACAGAAACACUUGAUUUGAAAAGCGGAACUGUGGACAAUGUUUACAGAAUCUGUUACAACGAUCUCUGCUCUUUGUUAACGUAGUAGGCAAUGUGUAUCAUAUUGUUUUGUGUUUUUGUCAAGAAGUAAAAAUGAAUGUAUUUUGUAUAUAAAUAUUUUUGGCAUCCAGUAUGACUAAAAUUGGAGAAUAAACGAGAAUAAAAUGACAUGUUAACAUUAA